UUUUCCAACCCCCUUCCUCCUCCCAAAACUUCAUUAGUAAAAUCAUCCCUUUUGGUCUCUCGUUCCUUUGGCCCUCCCUCUGGAGCCCUCCUCUUGAUCUCAUUCCUUCAGCCCUUGGGACGGAUGUGGGACGCGCUGAUAUAAUCUGCAGGAGUUUCGGCUCCUUGAAACUUCCAACGCAUCUCAGAUUUCUUGCCAUUGAUCAGUGAGCGGAGCCCCGAGUGACUUCACUUUAAACGUCUUUUUGAAUGGAAAUUUUUAGAUUUUAACUUAUUGGGGGGGCGGCUGAUUUAAAAUCCCACUCCUCCCUUGCAAUUCCUUGAGAUAACUUGUUCUGUGAGCCUCACUGCCUGGUUCAUUUGUCUCUCUGCCCCUGUACUCUACACUUGAGGUUUAUCAAGUGGGGUUCCAGUUUGCUCCAUUCCAACUUCCACAAGGUGAAUUUGUGUGUCUUCAGAGGGAGCAGUUUACUGAUUCCCUACGUGUCUUCUUUGCCUCAGUGGAAUUACUUGCACCUGCCUCUCUUCUGUUUCGGUCAGUGGGCACGGAUGAUGGUGUGCCACUGAACGCUUUCAUUCAGGACCCUGCACAACGGUUCACCUUGGACUAACCCAGCACCCAUUGGAGCCAGUAGAAUCCUGAAGGGUGGUGCUUGGCAUGGCUGGGACCCUAUGUGUAACCCUACUACUGCUCCUCAGCACAAUUGCUGUUGGUGGAAGGAAGACCUGGAGGAGACGCAGCCAGCAAAUAGUACCCAGUAGCUGGGAGAGGAGUGAAGGGGGUGGCGAGAGCUUUCCGCUUGACUUCACUGCAGUUGAGGGUAAUAUGGACAAUUUCAUGAAUCAGAUUAAGAGCCUUGCACAAUCCCUGUACCCCUGCUCUGCACAGCGCCUAGAUGAUGAGAUGAAACUGCAUAGUCUGCAUAACAAAUCAGUGACCUGUAACGACGGAAGUCCAGCAGGCUACUACCUAAAGGAGUCCAAGGGUAGCAGACGAUGGCUUGUCUUUCUCGAGGGAGGAUGGUACUGCAUCAGCCGUGAGAACUGUGAUAUACGCUAUGACACAAUGAGGAGUCUUAUGAGCUCCAGGGCCUGGCCUCCUUCUAAAACGGCUUCGGGCAUUUUGUCAACUCAACCAGAAGAGAAUCCUCACUGGUGGAAUGCUAAUAUUGUGUUCAUCCCAUAUUGCUCUAGUGAUGUAUGGAGUGGAGUAUCGCCUAAAACUGAGAAAAGUGGAUAUGCAUUUAUGGGAUCGCUCAUUAUACAGGAAGUGGUCAAGGAGCUUCUAGGGAAGGGACUGGACACUGCCAAGCUUCUUCUUUUGGCUGGAAGCAGUGCUGGUGGAACUGGUGUCCUUCUAAAUGUGGACAUGGUGGCUAAUCUACUGGAGGAGUUGGGUUACCCUGGUAUCGAAGUUCGAGGACUCUCUGACUCUGGCUGGUUCCUGAAUAACAAGCAAUACUGGAGAACAGACUGUACAGAUAUAAUUACAUGUGCUCCCACUGAGGCUAUACAGAGAGGAAUUAGGUACUGGAACAGCAUGGUUCCAGAACGUUGCAAGCAGCAGUUUAAAGAAGGGGAAGAAUGGAACUGCUUCUUUGGCUACAAGAUCUAUCCAACUUUGAGAAGUCCUGUGUUUGUGGUGCAGUGGCUGUUUGAUGAAGCCCAGCUGACAGUAGAUAAUGUUCAUCUGAGUAGGCAGCCAGUGCAAGAGAGUCAAUGGCUUUAUAUCCAAAAUUUGGGCCGGGAGCUGAGGAACACACUAAAGGAUGUUGGGGCGAGUUUUGCUCCUGCGUGUCUAGCACAUGAGGUGAUAACACGUAGUCACUGGACAGAGAUUCAGGUCCGAGGCACCUCUCUUCCACGUGCUCUCCAUUGUUGGGAUCGGAGUCUGCAAGAGCCAAACAAGAACAGCAAGGUUCAAUUGAAGGGAUGCCCCUUCCAUUUGAUGGACAGCUGCCCCUGGCCACAGUGUAACCCAACCUGCCCCUCCAUCCGAGACCACUUUACAGGACAGGAAAUGAGUGUGGUGCAAUUCCUUAUGCAUCUUGGCUUUGAUGUGCAGAAGAUGGCCAGUCAACAAGGCAUGGAGCCAGGCAAACUUCUUGGUGUGUUAAGCAGUUAGGGUUUGGACCUAAGUGAUUGUUGGGGGUUCUUAUUAAUGGAUGGAGAAAGCUAAGGGCCCACUGUUGACAAAUGGUGCUUAAAAGGGAAGGGCUUGAAUGUGCAAGCAGAAAUACUAACAGUGAGGGAGUAAAUUGUAAGGGCAUGGACCUUGUAAUUAGUUGGGGUUUUGGUUAACAAAGAAACCUUUUGAAGAGUCAAAUUUAAAUGUUUAUGAAUAAGACAAUAAACCAUUUGACAUAGUCAGACAAGUGUUAUCUCCAGUAAAACAAAAAGUAAAAAAAAUUACCCUUAUAAUGGCAAGACAAUGUGUAAUAAGAAAAAGUGUUUAAUUCUGGAUGACAAUUAAAAAAUACAAUUAUGUACUCAGAAGUUUGCUCAUGCAAAUUGUAUUUGCUCAGCGGUACAUGCAGACAGCCUUUGGUGUGGGUGCAUCAUAUGCCUGGAAUCACUUCCCAUUGAUCUCGGUGACAAUCACCUGAACCCACAAGUUGCUUGUACAUGUUUGGUCAUGCAUUUCUGAGCAACAGUCACCUGACAUGUGAGAGCACCCUUUAGGUCCAAGCUAUUGCAUUUUGCAUUUUGCCACUUUGGGCUCAGGUGGUGAACUGCUGUGUUUGCCAUUGCCCUUGGAUGGGAUGGUUUGUCAUCUCGCUAAUGUUUACGAAAAAGAUCUCGGGAGAUGUUGCCCAUAGCAACCAAUCAGAUCAUUGCUUUUGGUUUCUAAAGGUGGCCAGAUACUUUAAAAUCUGCUCUCUUGGGGCGGUUGCCAAACGAGCAGAUCUUUUCCUGAUAUGCCCACCAACGACAGGGUGAUAUCGGGCUAAUCCGAUCGUUCUGCCCUAGGGCCAAAUGAUCAGAUUACAGCAAUGGCAAUGGGUUGUGACGCGAUGAGGACCACAUCAACUAGCCAAUGCGGUCGUAAAGGAAAAUCAAACCUGCCUUACUGAUAUCAGGCCAUUUCUUGGCCAGAUAUUGAUCAGGGAGGCCUGUUGGAACACCCCAUACACUGGCAGAUAAGCUAAAUAUCGAUUUAAUAUCGGCAUCUUAAAUCUGACCGUGUUUGGCCAUCAUAACUUGUAGGUGACUGUUUAAAUCAAAUUGCCGAUUGGUUGCCAUGGUCAACAUCUCCAGAGAUCUCCGGUGAUAUUUUUCUCCAUUGUUAGUUAACAUGCCUUAGUGUACCACGAGUUAAUAUGGAAACCAUAAAAAGUGACCUGUUGGGCUCUGUUAUAUUUACUGUUUAUUUUAUCAAAGCCAAUAAAAAUGUGGGCAGGGACAUUAAACUACUUUCCACAAGAUGGCCCUCAGCCAACAAAUUAGUUCAAUGGGAGCUUUCCAGUAGUUACAGCUCACUAAUCUGCUAGUAUUUUUUUAAUGAUCUUAUGCCAGUAUGAAAUCACUUUCCCAUUAAGGAUAAGUAGUUUCAUUACUAAUAACCAGAUAAUAUUUUAUGUUUUAUUUAAGCAUUUGGUUACUGAACAACCUAGUACAGUUAACUUUAUGUAUGAGUAGACAUAAAUUGGUGGUAUGUUUAUUCAUCAGUGAAGCAAAAAAACAUAAUGCCCUCACACAUUCUUUUAAAGGUAAAAUGAAAGGUUAAUAGUAUUUUAAAAUAUUUUUUAAAUGGCCAAACUCCCUUAAAAUGCCUUGCAUUUUGCAAAAUAAUUGUCAUUAUUGUGUAAUGAGUGAUUAAAAGUGUCAAAUCCAUGAAUAUUACAUUGUAACGGCUAACAUGUGAGAAUCUGUUGUUUUUUUACUUGCUUUCAUGCCUUGGUGUUUGGACAAAAUAAGAGGUGCAAUAUGUAAACUUAGUAGCAGAUUAUUGACAUUGUUUGGCUCCUAUUUUAAGCAAUUUUGCCUCAUAGGGGUCAUAUGGGCAACAAAUAUGCAAAAAAGGUUUUUACUAUUGCUCCAUUUUAGUGAGCAUCACUCCUCCUAUUUAGUGUUUAAUACAUUCUGUACAUUGCUUUUAGCCUCCUGUUUUGGAAAACAGUGAUAGGGUACGUGAAGAUUCCUAUUCUGCUUAAUGGGAAAAUUAAAUUUGCUUUCUUUAAAA
Molecule: messenger RNA, 4182 nt
Organism: Xenopus laevis (African clawed frog)
Lineage: Eukaryota; Metazoa; Chordata; Amphibia; Anura; Pipidae
Gene: notum.S
Product: notum, palmitoleoyl-protein carboxylesterase S homeolog
Exons: 12
Coding region: 658-2124 (488 amino acids)
Biological process (GO): negative regulation of Wnt signaling pathway; negative regulation of canonical Wnt signaling pathway
Cellular component (GO): extracellular region
Molecular function (GO): palmitoleyl hydrolase activity; hydrolase activity
Source: RefSeq, a predicted model, not a curated record